This is a messenger RNA of Aaosphaeria arxii CBS 175.79, 779 nucleotides long. RefSeq lists its product as uncharacterized. The record is from RefSeq and is a predicted model, not a curated record. Lineage: Eukaryota; Fungi; Ascomycota; Dothideomycetes; Pleosporales. Bases 130 to 711 code for a protein of 193 amino acids. The transcript is spliced from 2 exons.
AGAUACUUGUGCACAGCCCAUCGAUCACUAUCGUGCCGUAUUGCGGCAAUGCGGCGCUUAGGGCUCCGUACAUCGCUAUAAGUGAAGGAGCGUAGACAACAGAAACAACAGCAUUGUCUGCCCGAAAACAUGCGACUCGAUGCGAUCUGGCCAAUGCUUGUGGUUCAGAUUGAAUCCUGCGCGGCCUCUCAACCGCGACUGACAGGAUCAGGGGCACUGACCUCUGCGGCCUGGACGAAUCAAACGUUUCCAACGACCGUUCGAUGGCCAAACACCACAGCCAUCACCAAGCCGCCAAUCCCCUCCAGCAUCGUCACUACGACAGUCGAAAGGACAACCACCCUUAUGGCAACCGGGAGCACAAUCGGCUCUAUCCCUGAUGACGUAAGAUCAGCACAGUAUUCCUCUACUACUCUUGGUCUGAUCGCCGUGGCUUCGGCAGCUGGUGUCUUGUCUACCGUUGCUGGGAUUUGCUUCAUCGCUCAGUAUUGCUGGCGACAGGCACAUCAGAAGGCAACACAAGCAUGUAGUCGCCAAUCAAGCACACGGCUUCCCAAGGAACGGGCUGGUUCGAUGCGUUCCCAGGGUCUGCAUGCGAUUCCAGAAGAGCCAGGAGGACGGGUGACGGCGCCCAGCGGCACUAUACAAGACGAUGGCUUCGUUGCAAAUACCCUUCGGGAUGGUCGAGGGCUCCGUAUAUUAAUAACGUAAUAUAUCAGAACUUAAUGUCUUGUGGAGAAAUGUUGGACCUAGAACAACGUUUCAAUGUAGAAUCCGGC